GCAGAGCGGAGCAGGUGCCCGAGAUGGCGGGUCGCGCCCAGCCCCGCCGCCCCGCCGCCCCCCCGGGCCUCCUCCCGCUCCUCCUGCUGCUCCUCUCCGCCGCCGCCAUCAUCCCCAGAGGCGAUGGUCAGAACCUGGUUACUGAAGACGUGACGGUGGUGGAGGGAGAUGUGGCCACCAUCAGCUGCCGGGUCAAGAACAGCGACGACUCUGUGAUCCAGCUCCUGAAUCCCAACAGGCAAACGAUUUAUUUCAGGGAUUUCAGACCGCUGAAGGACAGCAGAUUCCAGCUGGUGAACUUCUCCAACAGUGAGCUCCGAGUCUCCUUGACGAACGUCUCCAUUUCUGAUGAGGGAAGGUACUUCUGCCAGCUCUACACUGAUCCCCCCCAGGAAAUUUAUACCACGAUUACCGUGCUUGUCCCGCCACGCAAUUUGGUGAUCGAUAUCCAGAAGGAAACUGCCAUUGAGGGAGAAGAAAUAGAGCUGAACUGCACUGCCAUGGCCAGCAGACCAGCCACCACCAUCAGAUGGUUCAAAGGAAACAAGGAGCUAACUGGCAAGUCAGAGGUGGAGCAGUGGUCCGACAUGUACACGGUGACCAGCCAGCUGGUGCUGAAGGUGGGACGGGAGGACGACGGGGUCCCCGUCAUCUGCCUGGUGGAUCACCCUGCUGUCAAAGACUUGCAGACACAGCGUUACCUGGAAGUCAUGUAUAAGCCUCAAGUGCGGGUGUCUCAGAAUUACCCGGUGCAAGGCCUGACGAGGGAAGGGGAGCCACUGGAGCUGACCUGCGCAGCCUUUGGAAAACCACAGCCUACGGAGAUGAGGUGGUUAAGAGUAGAUGAUGAGAUGCCUCAACACGUUGUAGUGUCUGGUUCAAACCUUCUCAUUAAUAACCUAAACAAAACAGAUAAUGGUACAUACCGCUGUGAGGCUUCAAACGCGGUGGGGAAAUCACAUGCGGAUUACAUGCUGUUUGUAUACGAUCCCCCCACAACUCUCCCUCCUCCCACAACAACCACCACCACUACCACCACCAUCCCUACCACCAUCACAGACACAACGGCGACGACAGAACCGGCAGUUCACGGCUUUACUCAGUUGCCCAAUUCCGCAGAGGAGCUGGACUAUGGGGAUCUCUCAGGUACUCCCGUCCCGCUAAACGCUUCAACGGAGGCUCUGCCAACUCUGCCAUUAAGUAAUGCAUCCCUUGCCUUCUGCCCAGAUUCUCGCGCAGGUGAGGAGGGGGCGAUUCACAGUGUGGACCACGCGGUGGUGGGCGGUGUCGUGGCCGUGGUCGUGUUUGCAAUGCUUUGCCUGCUGAUCAUUUUAGGGCGAUAUUUUGCCAGACAUAAAGGUACAUACUUCACUCACGAAGCCAAAGGAGCAGAUGAUGCAGCUGACGCAGACACAGCCAUCAUCAACGCAGAGGGAGGACAGAACAACUCUGAAGAGAAGAAAGAGUACUUCAUCUAGAGCAGUCUUGGUUUCUAUGAGGUGUCCAACCGUGGACGGUUACUACUGGCCCUAUUUAAAUGCUAAAGAGACAGUGAUAUCGGAAGUUGCAACCAGCGUGUGUCUUUUUUUUUUUCUUUUUCUUUUUUUUUUCUUUUUAAAGAAAAAAAAGCAAAUGGAGAGUCGUGAGGCUGGGAGGGUCCGGGAUUUGCCGUGUAAAAAUAUUCCUCGUAAAGUACACUCUGCUGUUCGACACCUCAGUUUGUUUGGGUUUUCUUUUUUUGGCCAAGUCCAGCUUGGAUUUAGUUUAGUGAAGUCAUUUGCAGAAGAUUCUGUGCCUUGUUUAAUUUCUGUUUGUUGGGGUCGGGGGGAGGCUGGGAAGAAGAGAGGCUUCUGUGCGUUAGUUCCCUUCGGGUUUCUGUGGCUCUUCAUUUCCCCUUUCCUCUUCUGUUCCUGGAGUUGCCUGCUGGGACCCCUUGGAGUAGGUGGGUUUCUUUGAAGGUGUUUCUUUCUCUCUUCACCAUUUUCCAUUCCGAACUCGAGCUCAUCGGAGGAGAACCAGCACAUUCUAGAUUCCGUAGUUUGCAGUUCAGUGUGCCCAUCUCCCAUCCCCUCCAUCCCCGUCAAGGCUUGGAGAACCAAACGACGAGAACCUGCGCGUGGCCGCCCGCCAUUCAGGUGCUUUCUGUGCUGCGACUAGGACAUGGGCUGGAGCUCGGCAAGGGGCUGCUUAGCAGCAGGGACAAGGACCCGGGGGUUGUCCUCCCUCCCCAGAGGGCUGCUGAGCCUGCCCCGUGCCCUCGCACCGCUCCCAGCCAGGCUUGGGAGGGGCUCCAGCUCCAGCCCCUCACCAGCUGCUCCAGCUCGCUUCCCUGGCCUCUCCCCACUGUGCUGGAGAAGGCAAAGCCCUUCUGGAGCUCUGGCCAUCCUCUCCCCUCCGAUGGCAGCCGCAGGACACGGCAGCUCCAAUUCCCCCUCCAACACGACAGCCGAGACCUGGGGAGCAGCUGGACAAGCAAAACUGCCUUUUUUCCCUACCCGCUAAUUAAAGCCCGUGGGAAUUUGUGUUCAAACGACAGUGCUAACUGACUUCUAAAGCCAUAGGUGACAAGGAGACUCUAGGUCCAUUAGAAUCCUAAGGUAGCAGACUACAGUGAGAAGACAUGGUUAAAAUUGCAUAAGCUGAGGGGUUUUUUUUGGUGGGUAAUUUGGAUUUUGAGUGAUACUUUUUUGUUGUUGUUGUUACUGUGUUUAUGUGGAAAAUGUAUGCUGAUUUAUUUAAGGGAAGCAUUAAUCUUAGCGUCAGGUUUGGGUUGGUUUGUUUGGGUUGAUUUUUUUUUUUUAGGGGGGAGCAUUUUUGUGAUUUAUUUUGUUCUCUUGUUUUUUUUAGUAGUUGUUUUUGGCAGAAGCAUUUACAGUUGGGGUGAGGGGAGUCCUUUGGGAGUGGGAUGGCCUGGUGGCUGCGAGCAGGUCCAUGCUCCAGCAGGUUUCUGCCUGUCCCCUUUUCACCAGAGGAACCUUGCAGAAAUACCCUUUUUUUUAAAAUUAUUUUUAUUCUUAUUAAUUAUUUUUUCCCCCGAGCAAAUUUUGUGGAGCCAGCGCAGCUCUUUUCUGAGCCUUCAGCACCGUUGCCAAAACCACAGGGCGGGGGGAGCAGCCGGCGCGGUGGAGCUGGGGGGGUUUGUCCCCUGCCUGGGCGGCGGGGCCGGGGUCCGAGCAGCCCAUCCUUGUUUUGGACGUGUACAGUAGUGCAGUGUUACUGAUGUAACUUUGACUUAACGAUGUUGACAUGUCUCAGGUUCAUGUGUUUUGAUUGGUGUGUUCCGUCUCAGGUAGAUUGCAAAAUUUCGGCCCCGCACAUUAGGGAAAAAAAAUAAAUAAUUAAGGACAGGAUUAAAAAAAACCCACAAAACGGAAAUUACGAAUUUUAGUUGUAUAUUGGUUUAUGUAUUUUUUCUUCAGUAUACAGUGCACUGUUUGAAAUGUAUUGUUGAGUAUUACUUUGUACAGCUUUAGAUCAUUAGGAUUUUGAAGCGUGAAGAAAGAACAAUCUUGUUUAAAGGCGUAUUACACAUGAAGGACACGGAACUGAUGCUAAACAACCUUGUUCUUUAUUCACCCGGCCUUUUUAUUUUUUUCCCCUUAGGCCAGUUCUGUUUUAAGGUGUCCAUGGAAGAUGUUACAAUGUAAGAAAAUACAUAUCCAUCUGUUCCCAUUCACAUUUUGUAUUGGUUCAUGUAUCCCAUUUUUACAAAGGAAAAGAAGUACUAUAAAAUAUCUGUCUUCUUAAUAAAAAAAAAAUUAAUGUUACAAAACUAAA
Messenger RNA from Apus apus (common swift), 3777 nucleotides. It is a transcript of the gene CADM1, whose product is annotated as cell adhesion molecule 1. Gene Ontology annotation, biological process: susceptibility to natural killer cell mediated cytotoxicity; cell recognition; detection of stimulus. The transcript has 13 exons. Gene Ontology annotation, molecular function: signaling receptor binding. Lineage: Eukaryota; Metazoa; Chordata; Aves; Apodiformes; Apodidae. Gene Ontology annotation, cellular component: plasma membrane; synapse; neuron projection. The record is from RefSeq and is a predicted model, not a curated record. The coding region runs from base 24 to 1478 and encodes 484 amino acids.